This is a messenger RNA of Oreochromis aureus, 8320 nucleotides long. It is a transcript of the gene scrib, whose product is annotated as scribble planar cell polarity protein. Gene Ontology annotation, biological process: neurotransmitter receptor transport, endosome to postsynaptic membrane; neurotransmitter receptor transport postsynaptic membrane to endosome. Gene Ontology annotation, molecular function: protein binding. Gene Ontology annotation, cellular component: postsynaptic membrane; postsynaptic density; adherens junction. The transcript has 42 exons. The record is from RefSeq and is a predicted model, not a curated record. The coding region runs from base 1075 to 6456 and encodes 1793 amino acids. NCBI's taxonomy places the organism in Eukaryota, Metazoa, Chordata, Actinopteri, Cichliformes, Cichlidae.
UAAAUACUAGCAUUCAAUGUUUGAAAAGCUUUUCUCCUUAACCUUGCUGAGAAAUACCGCUGGGUGGCGUAAUAAAGCAAGUCGUGGCCUCCGUUACAGAGGCGCAAAGCGGCGAUACUCCAGCUCAACCGAGCCCAGCCCCCCACACGGCAAACCGGCCUGCCUCGGUGCAACAGGGGAGGUAAGCGCGGCUGCGCCCGGAGCUCCAGCACUUGCUACUGGCAUUUUCACGCACGUCGGACUAAAAGAAAACUAACUGGGAAGUUUAUUUGGAUAAUUUUGAGAUGUUGCUAAUAUACCCCAAAGGCCGGCGUUUUCCAUAGGUUUUAUUAUAUCAGUAUUAGCUAACGGCAGCUAGGCACAAAGACGUGCAGUCAUCUACUAGCCGAUGUUGGCUAACUAACUAGCUUGAGGACAUCCUACUAUCAUACUCGGGUUAAUCUCUGCUGACUCGCUCUCUGUGCUGCGUUAGCUGUUUCGUUGUAGCCGUUUUAUCUGUACCACAAGUCAAGUGGCUGUGUGUGCUUUCUGCAGUCGCCACUCAUGAGUGCGACACUUGGAGCAGCGUUUCUGCGUAGCGGGCUUGUUUCGUGGUGCAUGUUUUCCAGCUAGCCGCGGCAGAGCUCGGGACUGAUUCUGGGGAUGUGGUGGCAGUAGAAAAACAAGCUAACGAUACUCUCGUCAGUACGAAGAAGUGAGACCAAGAAGUGAGGAAACACUUGAUCCGAGUGGGAGUUCUCGUUUUCUCUUUUUCGUUCAUUCUUUCUUUUUUCCUUGUUGUUUACGUUGGUCGUGAUCCCGGGCUGGAUGACGCUGACGCGGACCUGACAAUCACUGGACACGGCUGAACUGAAACGGGGAAUAUUGCUAACAGAUCGAAAGGAUUAUUUUGUGUCCCUUAAGUGGAUUUCGGCCUCUUGUUAAGGAUCUUCGUGUGAGCACAGCAAGUGUUUGACCCUCCAGCAAAAAUACCCUCUCUCCUAGAGCGACCUUUCCCCCCACAGCUUCACCCUCCGAUGCGGAGAUUGCAGUAGCACCGGCAACCAGACCCCCCCUCCCCUCCGGCGGCCGGACAUGCUGAAGUGUAUCCCCCUGUGGCGCUGCAACCGCCACGUCGAGUCGGUGGACAAGCGGCAUUGCAACUUGCAGACGGUUCCUGAUGAAAUAUUUCGAUACAGCCGCAGUUUGGAGGAGCUUCUCCUUGAUGCCAACCAACUCAAAGAGCUACCAAAGCCUUUCUUCAGACUACUGAACCUCCGGAAACUCGGCCUGAGCGACAAUGAGAUCCAGAGACUCCCGCCUGAGGUGGCUAACUUCAUGCAACUGGUGGAACUGGACAUCUCCAGGAACGAUAUUUCUGAGAUCCCAGAGAGCAUUAAGUUUUGCAAGGCCUUGGAGAUUGCAGACUUCAGUGGAAACCCCCUCUCCAGAUUGCCGGAUGGUUUCACUCAACUCCGAGCGCUCGCUCACCUGGCCCUCAAUGAUGUGUCAUUACAGACGUUGCCCAACGACAUUGGAAAUUUGGCCAACCUGGUGACGUUGGAGCUCAGGGAGAACCUGUUGAAGUCUCUGCCCACGUCGCUCUCUUUCCUGGUGAAACUGGAACAGCUGGACCUGGGCAGCAACGAACUGGAAGUUUUGCCGGAUACCCUCGGCGCUCUCCCCAACCUAAGGGAGCUGUGGCUGGACCGUAACCAAUUGUCCUCAUUACCACCAGAGCUGGGAAACCUUCGAAGGUUGGUGUGUCUGGAUGUGUCAGAGAAUCGUCUGGAGGAGCUCCCCUCAGAGCUGAAAGGCCUCCUGGCUCUCACAGACCUGCUGCUCACACAGAACCUGCUGGAGGUCGUCCCGGACAGCAUAGGGUCUCUGAAACAGCUGUCCAUCCUGAAGGUGGACCAGAACAGACUGACCCAUCUGACUGAUUCAAUAGGCGAGUGUGAAAACCUCACAGAACUUGUCCUGACGGAGAACCUGCUACAGUCGCUUCCUCGCUCGCUGGGCAAGCUGAAGAAGCUGACCAACCUGAAUGUAGACCGCAACCGGCUGGGCAGCGUGCCCAAAGAGCUGGGCGGCUGUGCCAGCCUCAACGUCCUCUCACUGAGAGACAAUCGCCUGGGCAAACUGCCUGCUGAGCUUGCAGAUGCCACGGAGCUGCAUGUGCUGGAUGUGGCUGGAAACAGAUUACAAAACUUGCCUUUCGCCCUGACAAACCUCAACCUGAAGGCCAUGUGGCUCGCAGAGAACCAGUCUCAGCCAAUGCUCAAGUUCCAGACGGAGGACGAUGAGCGAACAGGAGAGAAAGUGUUGACCUGCUAUUUGCUACCCCAGCAGCCUUCCCCAAGCCUAGAGAACCUGCUGCAGAACAGUGUAGAUGGUAGCUGGACAGACAGCAACCUGAACAGAGUGUCGGUCAUCCAGUUCCAGGAGGAGACCAAGGCUGAGGUGGAUGAGGAUGAUGAGGCUGCUGCAGAGCGUAGAGGCCUUCAGCGCAGAGCCACACCACAUCCCAGUGAGCUGAAGGAGAUGAAGAAAGGGAUUGAAGAGAGGAGGAAUGAAGCCUACACAUCCAGACAGGACGAGGAUCAGUCCCUGGACCCACAGGAAAAAAGGCUCAGUGACCUCUCCAAUCAGAGCCAUGACUCGCAGGUGUCUAACAGCACGCUGUCGGCCACCUCCCACGAGGACAGACAAAAUGUGACUGAGGCCUCUCACAUGGAGAACCGUGUGGACGGCCCUUCCCCUCAGGAUGAGGAUGACCUUGAUGAGAUGGAGGUGGAGUACAUUGAGCCCACUGUGCACUUUGCAGAAGAACCCAUCAUCCGAGGUGGGGACGAGGAGCACGAAGAGGAUGGCGAGGACGACGAGAGGAGUGACGAGGAAGACAAGAGGCCCAUGGAGAAACGUCUGAUAAGAAAGGACACACCACACUACAAGAAGCACUUCAAAAUCACCAAGCUGCCCAAACCCGAGGCUGUGGCCGCUCUGCUACAGGGCUUCAGUCCCGACGCCCUCAACUCUUCUACUCAGGCUGCCGAGGACGAGGAGGAUGAGGAGGAAGAGCAGAGUGAUGGCACUCCUCAGCACCGCCACAGAGUGGAGGAGGCAGAGGACAGCCGGCAUCAGGUCAACUCCAGCCAAGUAAAGGGGGUGUCAUUUGAUCAAGUCAAUAAUCUGCUGAUUGAACCUGCUCGAAUUGAGGAGGAAGAGCACACCCUCACCAUCGUGCGACAAACAGGCGGCCUGGGCAUCAGCAUUGCUGGUGGAAAAGGAUCAACGCCUUACAAAGGAGAUGACGAGGGAAUCUUCAUCUCCAGAGUGUCUGAAGACGGUCCUGCAGCCAGAGCUGGAGUUAAAGUGGGAGACAAACUGCUGGAGGUAAAUGGAGUGGACCUCCACGAAGCUGAGCAUCACACAGCAGUGGAAGCUCUCCGCAGCUCCGGUGCUACAGUCUCCAUGACGGUGCUGCGGGAGCGCAUGGUGGAACCAGAGAACGCCAUCACCACCACGCCGCUGAGGCCCGAGGACGACUACUUCCCACGGGAGAGGCGGAGCAGCGGCCUUGCCUUCAAUUUGGAGAACAGUCCAAGUGGGCCGAGGCAGCGGUUCUCCACCUGCCUCAUCCGUAAUGACAAGGGGCUGGGAUUCAGCAUUGCAGGGGGGAAAGGCUCCACGCCGUACCGCACAGGGGACACGGGAAUCUACAUCUCUCGAAUCGCAGAGGGCGGAGCGGCACACAAAGACAGCACGCUGCGUGUGGGCGACAGGGUGAUCUCUAUCAAUGGUGUAGACAUGACAGAGGCCAGGCAUGACCAGGCAGUAGCGCUCCUUACCGGCACCUCCCCCACCAUCGCCCUCCUGGUGGAGCGUGACUUGAAUGCACCAGGGGGCUCUCCAGGUCAGUCCCGGGCACGAGCCCACUCCCCUCCACCCCCAGAACCAUCAGAUUCUCCAGACCAGGACGAGGAAGGCCUCGGGAACCAUCUGAGCCGGAUGCAGGACGAGUAUCCCAUCGAGGAAGUUACCCUGGUGAAGUCUGGAGGCCCUCUAGGCCUGAGUAUUGUAGGAGGCAGCGACCAUGCCAGCCACCCUUUUGGCAUCAACGAACCUGGGGUGUUCAUCUCAAAGGUGAUUCCUCAUGGGUUGGCAAGUCAAUGUGGCCUCCGUGUUGGCGACCGGAUAUUAGAGGUGAACAGCAUUGACCUGCGACAUGCCACACACCAGGAAGCUGUGCGGGCCUUGCUGGCCAACAAGCAGGAGAUCCGUAUGUUGGUACGGCGGGACCCUUCACCGCCAGGAAUGCAGGAAAUCAUGAUCCAGAAGCAGCCUGGAGAGAAGCUUGGUAUCAGCAUUCGCGGAGGGGCCAAGGGUCAUGCUGGAAAUCCUUUCGACCCCACAGAUGAGGGCAUCUUCAUCUCAAAGGUGAGUUCGACCGGCGCAGCAGCAAGGGACGGCCGGCUGCAGGUUGGCAUGCGAAUUCUUGAGGUGAACAACCACAGCCUGCUGGGGAUGACGCACACGGAGGCGGUGCGAGUGCUCCGUGCUGUCGGGGACUCUCUGGUCAUGCUGGUUUGUGAUGGCUUUGACCCUCGCAAAGUGGCUGCAGUGGAGGCAUCUCCGGGUAUCAUUGCCAACCCAUUUGCAACCGGUAUUGUACGAAAGAACAGUAUGGAGAGCAUUUCUUCUAUAGACCGAGAUCUAAGCCCAGAGGAGAUGGAAAUAAUACAGAAGGAGUCUGAGAUGGUGAGAGAGACAUCACAGUGGGAGCGAGAAGAGAUGGAGAAAGUGGAGCGAAUGCGCUUGGAGCGUGAGGAGGCAACUCGCCUGCUAGAAGAGGAGACUGAGAACAUUGGCACUGGACCGCUAAAGCUCGACUACAAAACGCUAGCUGCGCUGCCCACCACGAGUCUGCAGAAGGUCAGCAGGGCGCCUUCCUCUGAUUUCACCAGGACGGAAAGCCCAAUCAGGGAAGCCCCUUACUCUCCUACUAUCCAACCGGCAAAUAUUCAUUACACCUCCACUCCCACUGUCAAGGACAACACCUCAUCAUCAACGCGACCAGGUGCCAUCCAGCCAGUGGGGCGUGUUCGGCCCAGCAACUCACCCGCCACGCCAGACGGCCACAGCCCCAACCCCUUUCAGCAUGGCCCCUCCCCCUUCAACUCCCAGACCUCUGACCUUUAUGGCACAAGGAACAACUUCCAACCAAAGCAACCUUCUCCAGAGCCUGAUUUGAACAACGAGGUGUUUGAUGACACCGAUGGUCGGGAGGGAGCUGGCGAGGGUCUGACCGGCAAGGUCUCCCCUCGGCAACCCCUCUUAUCAGACCGUCGUGAGUAUAUGAGCUUUGCAGCAGUGCCGCGCCGCUCCACGCCUUCCAUGGACCUGCAGAGCCCAUCAUUUGGUGGUAAGCACAGCCCAGAGCAGCGCUCUUUCAGGGACAGACAGAAGUACUUUGAGAUCGACGUGAAGCAGCAGACGCCAGAAAAACCCAAGCCUCGAGUCUCCCUCGUCGGGGAGGAUGACCUCAAGAAAAUGAGGGAGGAAGAAGAGAGGAAGUUUGAGCAGCGAGCGCGGGAGUACUUAAUGGAUGAUGACGACGAGGAUGAGGAUGAGGAGGACCUGGCUAAGCAGGUGGCACAGAUGAAGGCCACCGGAAAGGUGUUGCUGGAUGGAGUGGAGUACAAAGUGGAGCCGGUGUCCACCCCAUCGCAGCACUGCUCCACACCACCAAACUACAGCUCAGGGCCUUCCUCAGUAGAUGGCAAGGGAGACUCUCAGAGGAAUUCAUUGGAGGACAGCUUCAGGCUGGAGCAGAGGCCCAACUCAAUGACUGGUCUCAUCCCAGCUUACCCCGGGGAGUCAGCAGCUCCCAUCCGAACAGCCAAAGCAGAGCGCAGACACCAAGAGAGACUUCGUAUGCAGAGCCCCGAGCUGGCCGUGGCACCUGACAAGGACCUGUCCCCUGCAGAGAAACGAGCCCUGGAAGCCGAGAAGAGAGCAAUGUGGAGGGCAGCACGAAUGAAGUCUCUGGAGCAGGAUGCACUGAAGGCUCAGAUGGUCAUCGCCAAGUCUCGGGACGGGAAGAAACGUGGGACACUAGAUCAACUGACAGAGUCACCCUCGCCUGCACCAACGCCCUCUCCCACUCCUAUGGAGGAGCUCAGUCCUCGAGGAUUAACCUCGCCAGGCAGGCUGUCCGUGUCAACAAAGAAGUUUGACUACCGACAGUUUGCUGCCAUUCCUUCUUCCAAACCCGUAUACGACAUCCAGUCCCCGGACACAACUGACACAGAGUUAAAGUUCAUGGAUGACGGCUCCAGUAACCCAGGAACCGCCGCGAGCCCCGACGUCACCCCGCUGCCUGCCACCUCCGCCCUGGAGGAGAUGGCUCUGUACAGCAACAAGCGCAAACUGAGGCAGGGCCGCCGCAGCCUGGAAACCGCUGUGCCCACAUAACACCUCACCAACUGAAGAAAAACCCUGCAGACGUCACGCUAACAUACACAACUUUACAAACACUGUGGAGCACUGGCCUCAGAGGGGCGUGUGUCCACAGGAGGUGCAGAUUCACCAAACACUACACAUGCUGUCAGUAGAGCGAGAUUUACUCUGCCGUAUGUAACCACUGCAAAGUCUACGACGCUGAUAGUCGCCACACAGACACUUAGAAACCCGCGUGCCAGUCUUGCCUUUCCAGUCUGAGGGCCAGUUGCUCAACGGCCCCUCAGCGGCAAGAAAGCACUAGCGUUGUUAGCUAGGGUUGCUACUUAUUUUUUUAUUUCUCUCCAUUUAGCAUUCAGUUUGCCUCGUAGAAUCAGAUCUAUUUUAACUAGAGAUCAAAGCUUUUAGGUUUUUUUAAAAAAUUUGAAUUAUAAUUUCUAAGCCUUCAGUGAUUUUUGAUGCUUUUAAACAAAACAUACUGGAAGACAAACGCAGAAAAGAAAUGGGUCAUAGCUAUACUAACGUUUUCUUCAGCCGACAGGAGUGUGUAUGUGUAUAUAUAUAUACAUACACAUAUAUAUAUUAAACGAGUAGGGAACAUCCUGCUACCUUCACUGUCACAAAAUGUGGUGAGCUUUUUUUUUUUUUUUUUUUAAAGAGUACAUAUCAUUUUUGCACUGCCACUGAUCCGCUUUUUAAAGAACUUAUUCCUUCACCCUAUCCCGGCCUGGAGGCCAGCUGAUAAUGCGACUCGCCAUCUGUUAAUGAGUCACAAAAUCACAGCUUUCAGCCGAUUAUUUGCAUAUCACUUCAUUUUAUCUUCGCUUUUAACUCAUCAGUUUUGUCUGAGACAGCCAUAUUUACAAAUUCAAUUGCCUCAGUUGUUUCAUAUCCGCUUCACGGGGCCUUUAGCAACGUCGCAUUCCUCUGUAGAGAGUAUAACUGACUACAGUGGAGGAAGCAGCAUGGAGCAGGCAGUUUGGGAGCAUGCAUUUUGGCAUCAUUUUAAUAUUAAUGGUACUUAUCCUGCCCUGUUAAGGGUAAUAGUUGUUUUUUUUAGUCAAUGUGAAUCACCACUUUCCUUGCAUUAUGAGGAGGUUUGCCACAGUGAUGUGAAGGUAGCAGGUGUGUGUUUUUGUUGUUUUUAUUUUUUUGUUGUUUGUUUUUUUUCUGUCUAUGGUUAAUUUAAAUCUGACGCCACUGAAAAUCAUUUAUUAUCGUGUGAAUAAUGUACAAAUACUGAAAGGAAAAGCAAAAUUUGGGGUGUGAAACUGAGCCAGUCUUGGACCUAGACUAAACACGUGGACUGCUGAUGCAUCUAGGUUCAGGCAGGCUUGGCGCUGGGAUGCUCUCUGCAUGUAUAUUGGUUUGCUAAUGGGAGAGCCCUGAGAGGCAGAACCAGUUAGGAAAUCCCUCUCAAGACAUUGAUCUCACUCAGACUCUUCAGCUUACAGCUCGACACAGUGUCAGUGACGGGUAUUUCUGCAGAAUCACAGCAUCGUAGCAUUUUGUGUUAAUUUAAUGUAGUGUCUUCUAAUUAAAGCUUUCCAUGUUGUUCUCACUGACUGAAAUUCAGUUUGAUAACAUUCGCAACAGCUAAUAUCUUUUUUUUAAAAAUCUUUUAGUAGAUAAAUCUUUUUUUCCAGAUGGGGUUCACUACAUUUUUGAUGCAGUGUUUCAAGUUUCUGUGUUUAAUUCUUUUUGUCUUGAGUUCUCUUCGGGGGCUUUUACUUGCCAAUAGGCUGGAGGGGAAAAGGGUCACAUGUCCUAGGGUUGAGGGUUAUAGCUCAUACAAGACUGUAACUAGUGAAUUUGUACAACCAAAGAAGUCUAUUUUGUGGUUCAGGAAUAAUAAAUUUUACUUUCCAUGUAAAAAGCU